GGGGGUUGGAAGGAAGACAGCAGGACGAGAGAAGUAUUCCAGUCGGUGGUCAACCGUGUUCGAUUAAAUAAGUAACGUCUGUUUUGUUCGGCUUUAUGACACGUUUAAUAUAUUCUUUCUUUAAAGACACCAAAGUCAAAAACAGACACUACCAAAAGACAGCUUCUAACUUAUUUCUUAUUUUUUAAAUGUAAAAAACAAAUAGGUGUUAAGAGAGAAAGAGAGAGAGAGAGAGAGAGAGAGAGAGAAAGAGGAAAUCCGUAGUGUAGUGGGAAUAACAGUAUCGAAACAGGUAGAGCAAGAGGUACGGCAAGGAAUAAUCAAAAUGUCGAGCGAAAAGAGAAUCGACAUUGAAAAACCAUACUGGGAUCAAAGUACUUAUCGUGGAAGGGCUUUACACUUUCUGACAGUCACUAAUCCUUUGAAUCUUUUCGCAUCUAACAAAGCGCUCGAGCGUGCUCGAAAUAUCGUCACGAGAUACAGGAACGGAGAGACUCUCGCGGAACUAAGUAUCAACGAAGAAGAGCUAUGGAAACAAAAAUAUUUGUUCGACAGCGCUUAUCACCCGGACACUGGUGAAAAAAUGAUAUUAAUUGGUCGUAUGAGCGCCCAAGUGCCGAUGAACAUGACUAUAACUGGUUUGAUGAUGACAUUCUACAAAUCAACACCAGCCGUAAUAUUCUGGCAAUGGUUCAACCAAUCCUUCAAUGCGAUAGUAAACUAUACGAAUCGCAGUGGUAAGUCUCCAAUUCCAAAAGAAACAUUAAUUCAAAGUUAUAUCAGCGCGACUGGAGGGGCAGUGAUAACGGCCCUAAGUCUGAACAGACUCGCACGACGUGGCCCGGCCUUGGCCGGUCGUCUGGUUCCUUUGGCCGCUGUGGCUGCCGCAAAUUGCGUUAACAUUCCAUUAAUGAGAAUUACCGAACUUCAGAAUGGUAUCGAGUUACAGAAUGAAUCCGGCAUAGAAGUCGGCAAAAGCAAGUCAACGGCUCAAAAAGCGAUCGCAACCGUCACGUUAUCGCGUAUUCUUAUGGCUUCGCCCAGUAUGAUAAUCUCACCAAUCAUAAUGAACUACAUAGAGAAACAAAAUCUAUUACAAAAAGUUAAAUGGGCUUCUGCACCGAUUCAAGUCAUUAUUUGUGGAAUUUGUUUAACGUUUGCGACACCACUCUGUUGUGCUCUUUUCAUUCAACGAGUACCGAUCAGUGUGGACAAACUGGAACUCGUAGUACAAAAAAAGAUACGAUCUCAAGAUCCUGCCAUUCAAACAGUCUACUAUAAUAAAGGCUUAUAAACGAACACGUCUGUAAUUAGGAAUUCAACGAACCGCUACGGAUGGAAACACAACGUCUUAAUUAAAGAUACAUCAAGCCACAAGUAAUACAAAAAUACAUUAUAGAUUAAAUAACUAAUUAUUAGCCGACUCUGGAAGUGAAAAAAUUAUACAGAAGUUUAUACCGUCACUUAUGUAUAUACUAUUCAAAAUUCGAAUUAUUCAAGUUCAAAAAAAUAACAAAGACAAUAAAGAGAAGACUUCAAUAAAUAUAA
This is a messenger RNA of Vespa mandarinia (Asian giant hornet), 1548 nucleotides long. It is a transcript of the gene Sfxn1-3, whose product is annotated as Sideroflexin-1-3. Gene Ontology annotation, biological process: serine import into mitochondrion; monoatomic ion transport. The record is from RefSeq and is a predicted model, not a curated record. Lineage: Eukaryota; Metazoa; Arthropoda; Insecta; Hymenoptera; Vespidae. Gene Ontology annotation, molecular function: monoatomic ion transmembrane transporter activity. Gene Ontology annotation, cellular component: mitochondrial inner membrane.